GGCUGAGAGCUCCUGACGGCGUGUCAAGCGCGGUGGAUUUAAACUCGCUAAAAAAGUUCCAUUUAAAUUUACUGGAUGAAGUCCCAUAACAAAGAGCAGCCAAGGAUCACUUAGGUGACAACUACCUGAUUUAAAGACAUCUACAACCACACAUAGCUGAUGCUCACGAGACAGCAAAACAAAAUGCCAACUUCAGGGGGAGGAUCCAGUUACAACGCCAGGUUCGACGAACUGGAAUCGAAAUUGGACAAAAUACUGGAACUCAAUGCCUCUACGAACACACUGCUGAACUCUGUUGUUCAGCGAAUGGAUGCCUUCGAUGGAAGAAUGGAAAAUCUAGUAGGUGAAAUGCACGAUCAAGGAGUGAAGUUAGACACACAGGAAAACCGAGUCUCCAAAUUAGAAAGGAAAAUGCAGCUGGCCACUGAUUACAUUGAUCAACUUGAAAACCGGCACCGCCAGAACAAUUUAAGACUCCUGAACGUACCGGAGAGGGAAGAAAGGGAUUUGCCAAUGAUUACCUUUUUAGUUAAAACUUUAAAGGAGAAAUGGAGCCUAACACUCAAGGAAGAGGAUUUUGAAAGAGCGCAUCGCGUGGGGCCAAUUAAGGACAACGCAAAACACCCCCGCGCCAUCAUCUUCAAGCUCCAUCAUUUUCAGAAGAAACUGCAGAUCUUGAAACAGGCCAAGGGGAGACAAGAUGGGAGCAACUUCAGAGUGGUUACGGAUAUGUCCGCUCAGACCCGCGCAAGGAGAGCUGAGUUCUGGCCCUUAAGAGAACAACUACACCGGCUGAAUGUAAAGACAUUUCUGCGGCACCCGGCAACACUGUGCGUGGAGGACGGAGGGACAGUGAUGAGCUUCGGAUCCUUUGAGGAGGCCAAAGUGGAGUUACAACAAAAAUACCCCUCUAUUAUCAAAAAUAAUCCAUAAUGGGAUCCCAAGGUCUGAGGCAAGACAUCUGUGGUCGAGAAAAUCAUCAGCUUGCAGAGAGAAUCAUCGGCUCUGACCUCCCCUCCAUGGACACACAUCUCACACAGAGCUGCAAGAGUAAAGUGCAGAGCAUCCUCAGAGACAAACAUCACCCAGAUCAUGUUCUGUCCAAAUGGAAGGACUCAGGCUAUACAACCUGAGACACCACGGGCCAGUGAAGAACUCUCCAUAACAGCCUCUUCUCUGAUGCUAUAAGAUCAUCACAGGACAUUAAGGUGGGAGGAAAAUACCACACCCCACUCCUCAAAGACUCUAUGUACAGUUAACUACCUCACAGUGCAACAACAACAUGCAGGAACAACAGUUGACAAAAUAGAGCAAUAAUGUUAUAGUGCAGUAAUGGCUCUGGGAGAUUUCUGAGUGCAAUAACACGCGUGUAAAUCACAUCUCUGUAAUCUAGAGGGAAAAAAGCUUCAACAAUCAAUCUCCUACACAACAUUGUAUAGUUCGUUUAUUGUUGAUAUAAAAAAAACGUUCUUACGUAGUUUUUUGGUUAGAUGUCUAUGUGAUAUUUAAAUUAGAGUUAAUCCUCUAUCUAUAUACUUA
This is a messenger RNA of Notolabrus celidotus (New Zealand spotty), 1539 nucleotides long. RefSeq lists its product as uncharacterized. The record is from RefSeq and is a predicted model, not a curated record. Gene Ontology annotation, molecular function: single-stranded RNA binding. Gene Ontology annotation, cellular component: ribonucleoprotein complex. Bases 160 to 933 code for a protein of 257 amino acids. Gene Ontology annotation, biological process: retrotransposition. NCBI's taxonomy places the organism in Eukaryota, Metazoa, Chordata, Actinopteri, Labriformes, Labridae. The transcript is spliced from 2 exons.